AAGUGUCAAAUUUAUUAUUCCAAGCAAUGUAAUCAGCCAAAAAGGGCUAAUGGAAUGUUUUCAAAGACACUUGAAUAAUCAGUCAAACAGAUUCAAAUUGAAUUUAAUUAUAACUGACUCAUUUAGUAAAUAUCUUUUUGCGAUGUUCCCUCCAUGUGAUUAUAUUGUGUAUAGACUGGUAGAAAGAGAGCUUGUGCUAACAGUGAGGCUGAGGCAAAGGAACAGGACAAGGGCUGAGCAGAGUAAGGAGGACAGACGCCCCCGGAGAUGGGACUGCGAAGGCAGGGUCAAGGCAGGACACCUCCUGCGUUAUCAUGUGCAGAAAUGUGCUGGCAUAUGCGUGGCAUGCCCAAGCACUCGCUGCUUGGCAUUAUGUCCUCCAGUCAGGCAGCCGGCUCUGAACUGCACUAUGUGGAUGUCAAAGAGCGGCCCGCGAGCAGGGAGGGGAGGGGAGAGGAGAGGCUGCCGGUUCAGAGCUCUGAUUCAACAGCACCUGCUCCGCCGUGUACUGAGUCACAUUUAGCUGAACAAUGACGCAUCGUCUGCUGCAUGCUCCAACACGAAUAGCUCCGCUUUCUGUCACACUUGUUCUGUUAUGGUCCGCUUCCUAAUCUAAUCCCUGUCAUGGAGUAUUAUGGAUGUGAUGACAAACACCCCCCGCUUUCUUAAAGACACACUUGAACCUCAUCACUUCUUUUCUAUUCCUUCAGUUAAACAUGACAUAAUAAGCAUAAGGACAGUCGUUUUUUAAGUAGCAUUGCUGUAGUUGCUGAUGUCAGAACGGUCUGUGUGUUGAAUCUGGUCCAGUAGUUGUGAAAAGAAAUUCAGCCAAAGAGGAGAGGGACGAGCAGAAACAGGAUGUUGCCAUGAGGGGUAAAAAAAUGGAGAGCGCUAUUGUGUGACACAUGCUGUAGUGUGACACAAGUUUGUUUUUUCACGCCAACAAAUGGGUUUUCUUGCCAAGGCAGUAAGAAACUGAUGUUAACUUUAAGGAAUGCCUAAGGUUUACUUUGGGUUCUGGAAACCUUACCCCACUGAUUGUGAGCUUUGUACGGUUAUCCACGGUGAUAACAGCUUGGACACUAGUUCUUGGCCCAGUUUAGUAGCAGUCCAGCACCAGCAUUUGUUUACAGUCCAUCUGAGUCCCACACAGGCUUUAAUCCUUAGCGUAGUGAGACACCUAGUGGUAGAGAGCAGGACAGCAUUUACUCCUGACGCAUCAAGGUGCCUGAAAAUUUCUUGACACGUCAUGUAUUGACAGCAGGAGACAGCCUCGGUGGAAGACAGCAUUCGAUAGACAAAGACAGCAAUAGAGAGCAACGGGCCAGCCUCACUUCCAGCAGUAUGCUCAUCUGACAACAAACUGAGGGCCGGGCGGGCAUGCUGCAGCUGAGGAUGAUGAGUAAUCUCCUUCGCUAGAGCUCGAUGGUGUGGGAAUGAUGGACCUCCUUAAUGGCCUAUCAAACGUCACCACCGCAGCAGCAGUCUCUGAGAAGAGCAGCAGCUCCGAAUCCCUUAGUGAUAAAGGGUCGUCUGAGCUGAAGAAGAGUUUCGAUGCUGUUGUGUUUGAUGUGCUGAAGGUCACUCCUGAAGAAUAUGCGGGCCAGAUAACGCUCAUGGAUACUCCAGUAUUCAAAGCCAUCCAGCCAGAGGAGCUGUCCAGCUGCGGCUGGAACAAGAAGGAGAAGCACAGCUCAGCUCCCAACGUGGUGGCCUUCACACGCAGGUUCAACCAGACAAGUUUCUGGGUGGUAAGAGAGAUCCUCCAUGCGCAGACGCUGAAGAUCAGAGCAGAGGUGCUGAGUCUUUACAUUCGCACUGCCAAGAAACUGUGUGACAUGAACAACCUCCACGCAGUCAUGGCCGUGGUGUCCGGGCUGCAAAGUGCUCCCAUCUUCAGGCUGACCAAAACAUGGGCGCUGCUGAGUCGGAAGGACAAGGCGACGUUUGAUCGACUUGAUUACCUGAUGUCCAAAGAAGACAACUACAAGCGCCUGAGAGACUAUAUAAGCAGCCAGAGCAUGGUCUCCUGUAUACCAUAUUUAGGGAUGUACCUGUCUGACCUGACGUAUAUCGACUCGGCCUACCCCUCCACGGGCAGCAUCCUGGAGAACGAACAGAGAUCAAACCUGAUGAACAACCUUCUCAGAAUCAUAUCCGACCUGCAGAGAUCCUGUACCUACGAUGUAGCAGUGUUGCCUCAUGUGCAGAAGUAUCUCAACUCGGUCAGAUAUAUUGAGGAGCUGCAGAAGUUUGUGGAGGAUGAGAAUUACAAGUUGUCACAGAAGAUUGAACCUGGCACCAGCACUCCACGAACCAAUGCUUCUAAAGAGGAUCUUGUUGGCCAGGAAGCCUCAGCGUCUCCUCUCUGCAGCCGUAAGUGUACGGUUAGCGGCGAGGCGCCCAAAGUCCCGCCCACACCUCCCUCCCCAAGGAACCUGCUGCCCUACGGACACAGGAAGUGCCAUAGCCUGGGCUACAAUUUUAUCCACAAGAUGAAUACGGUAGAGUUUAAAAGUGCUACAUUCCCCAAUGCUGGCUCCCGCCACCUGUUGGACGACAGUGUUUUGGAGAGCCACAGUCCCACCAGGGGACAGGCAGAGAGCUCCACUCUGUCCAGUGGUAUUUCACUAGGGAGCAGUGAGGGCUCUGAGCUCAGUGAAGAGAUGUCCUGGCCUGCUUUUGAGAGGACUCGAUUCUAUCACUCUCUGGGCCCAGUGACCCGAGUGGCCCGCAUCCCCUACAGAGGAGUCCUAAGGCCCAGCAGCUCAGCAGAGUCAGAAGAGCUCGCAGUUCACUUGUAUCCCGGAGCAGUCACAGUGCAGGGGGUGCUGAGGCGGAAGACCGUGCUCAAGGAGGGCAAGAAACCAACAGUGGCAUCUUGGACCAAAUACUGGGUGGCUCUAUGUGGAACCCAGCUGUACUACUACCCUGCCAAGUCCCUAAAGGCCACUGAGAGAAAACACUUCAAGUCGACGUCCAGUAAGAGCGUGUGUGUGGUGGGGCUGAUGGCCAUGAUGGCGGAUGAUCCUGAGCACCCUGAUGUCUUCUUGCUGACGGAUACGGAACAUGGUAACACCUACAAGUACCAAGCAGGGAACAGAAUGAACGCUCUGCUGUGGUUCAAACAUCUGAGUGCUGCCUGUCAGAGCAAUAGGCAACAGGUUCCGGCCAACCUGAUGUCGUUCGAGUGACCGACGGAGAGGAGCGCGACUGAGCAAAGGAGAGAGAGGAGAUGAGGAGACGGGGAGGAGGAUGAGGAGAGUUGAUUAAAGUGGGAGCUUUCACUGCCAUGAGCCCCAACAGCCAGUUCUCCGCUUCCAGCUGACCUCACUGCAGCCUCAUCUGCCACCACUGCCUUAACCAGAGUACCUGUGUGUGUGUGUGUGUGUGUGUGUGUGUGUGUGUGUGUGUGUGUGUGUGUGUGUGUGUGUGUGUGUGUGUGUGUGUGUGUGUGUGUGUGUGUGUGUGUGUGUGUGUGUGUGUGUGUGUGUGUGUGUGUGUGUGUGUGUGUGUGUGUGUGUUUUGAAUGUACAGACUACUGAACAAGGACCUGCACGCUGCUCUGGUCUCCCCCUCUGCUCCGUCUCUUGUUUUUACUGGGAGGGUUCAGCACUUGUGCCGAGCCUUUCGACUUCUCUGCUUUUCUCUCUCUGAAUGAUGAACUUUCCUCUGAGACCUGUCCUUGGGAUUUUUAAGGGGUUUAUUUUAUUUGGGUCCACGUUUAUGCUCAAAUGCACCAUUUCCACAUGCAAUCACAACGCAUACUCAAAUCCAACGUAUUGGACAUUAGAGGGGUUUGAAAACCCUCUUGUUUCUUUUUUUAUUUUAUUUACACUCAGUUGUUCUCUUUAUUCACUUGAGUUGGCUUGGAGUCACAGGAUUGCACUUGAGACACACACACACACACACACACACACACACUUUUGAUUGCAUCGACAUAAAUAUAAGGGCUCUAGUUCAAAAUCGAUUCCAGCAAAAACGAUACCCACACUUCCUGAAUGUGUCUAGUUUUUAUUCACUCGCCCCCUCACAGACCCUUUUGUGUCGUACUCGCAAAGUGUAAGUGUUCUCUGUAUACAUGUGUGUUUUUACAACUGCACUGGGCAAUGACGUGGAGGGAGGAUGCUGGCUGAGCUCCACACACUGUAGGUACGAUGAUCCCAGAGUCUAAGCUACGACGCCUUCUCUUCCUCUAGAAGGGGGCGAUUCCUACUUUUACAAACAUGCAUUUUUGGCUUUUCCAGCGAUGUCUUGACUCCGUCGGCUGCCAACGGGCAACACUUGGUUCAAGUUCCUCACAAACAUGCGAAACACUAAAGACUUGAAACUGUGAAAAAAAGUCCCACAACGGAGCAACAACAGCUCAUGAUACAGUACAGUUGAAUGCCCCUCGUCUUUCUCUUCUCCUAAUGUGGUUGGAGCCUCUGGUCUGGAGCAGGCCCUCAAAGCUACCUGCAGCCACAUGGAGUCUCUUUUAAAUCUUGUUUAUAUGGUUUUGUGUUAGGUUGUUUCGUUUUUUGGGAGGGAUGGUGCAGUUCACAGUAUUACCAUUGCAUAGUUACAUUUGAAUGUUGCGUUUCUUUGUUUCUUUUGUUUUUUGUGUGUGUGUUUUUUCCUUCUUUGGAGCAGUUAUUUUAAAUAUUUUAUGUACCGGUACAGGGUUUUUUUUCUAUCCUUGACUCCUGUUCUGUCAACCAGGUCCCGUGUUUAUGUUUAGGCCCUUGCUGUGAUGCAUCUUGUUGGGGAAAUAGCUAAAGCACCUUGGUUGUAAUUAGUGCCAAGCGAAGUUACUGUCACUGUUUGUCUUUAGGGGGAUGAACAGGUAGAAUGGACAGAGCUGCAUUUGGGGGGGCGAAACAUUUGGUUUUCAGUUUCCUCUGCGCAUCGCUGAUGCUCAGUGUGUCACAGCAGCUUUUGGUUUUGGAGCAUGCACAGAUAGGACCGCGGGUGACGACAACGGGGACAGGGAUCCUCAAGUCUUUUUCUAAACAGCUGUUUACAUGGUAGGUUUACUCAACCCCUUCACUGCUCCAUGUGUACUGUAUCUACUGUAGAAAACAUAUAUGAAAAUUAAUGAACCUCCAUCAAAUGGGGUCAAAUAAUGUCGGCUUGUUUCAGGCUGUGGAGAAACACAUGAGUUGGAUGAGUGAACAUAUCUGCAGUGGCACUGGAGGAUUCCCUCCAGUGUUACACCCGCCCUUUAUAACACAAAGUACAAUCCACCCUCUGGGUUCAACUCAUUUGUUUUGACCAGAAAAAUGUUGGAAAAUGUCCUUUUUAGUCCCCGUAGAUGUUUGCUCAUGUGUAUGUUUAUGAAAAGAGACGGCAGUGGACGAACCUGUGGAAGAAUGAACUAUGCCAAAGACAGGCAUUUAUAAUGUGGUAGUUGCACUCAAGGACGUGUGCACAUUUGUGUGCCUGUGCGCACGCCUCUAUUUUUUUAAACGCAUCGUAAUUCAAGCCCGAUAGGCUGAUCCCCCUGAGGCCGCCGCCGCUGCUGAGCAGUGGAGGGGUGACCGGCCGCCUGAUCAUCUGCGUGAGCCACUGUCGGCUCACGCACUCGCAGGCAGAACGCCGACGCCUGCGUCUGAGGCGGAGAUAUGAGUUUGAGGGCUGUGAAUGAAAUGAGGUGAGGCAGAGUUGAGAGGCUGUGUUUAUCUACUUGGUUCCUCUCUUUACUGACGUCCUGGGACGUGUUUAACCUGACGUAUUGACAAAGUGGGCGCAGUUAAGUCUCGGAAACCUCCCGGAUGUGCAAACAGGACUCGAAACGAGCCCUGUGUUGACGUUCCACGUGUAACAUCGCAGUUCUGUUUGUCUCAUCACAUGCCGUCUGAGAGAAGAAGAGUAAUAAGACACGUGACGGCUCCAGGGUUUAAUGCCCAUGUGGAUGGGACAGGUUAGUUGAGGCGUCUGUGAAGGUUAAUUUGAAAUAAUUGUGGUUCAAGAAUUUUUGUUUGAAGAAACACCCAAAUCAUGUCGAGUGCUUUUCGUGGGUUUUCUUCAGUGUAUCCUGAGUUUACGUGAAUGUUUGAGUGUAAUGUCUGUACAGACCGCACCGUCUAAAUGCACAGUGUCGCCCUGUAUUACCUGUGUUCAGUGAGUCUGCCUUCUGAACUCGUUUCUUAAUGGUCACGUAAAGUGUUUAACAGUUGAAGAGUUCAACCUGAGCAAGUGUGUUCAGUGCAGUUGGGUGACUUGCUUGUCCCGUCAUUGUGUGGAGACGUGGAACCAGUGUGAAUCUGUGCCUCCAGUGCACCGGACAGGCAUCAUUCACUGUUUACCAAGGACACAAGCAAGAAACGAAGGCCAUCGAAGGCGACAAGGGUAUUUCACCAUUUGUGUCAUGACUGUGGUGAGCGCUGUGACCUCAUUGAUGAGUGAUGUGCUGCCUCCUGUGAAGACUGAGAACCAAUAAACACUCUGCCCUUUUUUACUCACA
This is a messenger RNA of Betta splendens (Siamese fighting fish), 6445 nucleotides long. It is a transcript of the gene ralgps2, whose product is annotated as Ral GEF with PH domain and SH3 binding motif 2. Gene Ontology annotation, molecular function: guanyl-nucleotide exchange factor activity. Gene Ontology annotation, biological process: positive regulation of GTPase activity; Ras protein signal transduction. The coding region runs from base 1437 to 3194 and encodes 585 amino acids. The transcript has 21 exons. Gene Ontology annotation, cellular component: plasma membrane. NCBI's taxonomy places the organism in Eukaryota, Metazoa, Chordata, Actinopteri, Anabantiformes, Osphronemidae. The record is from RefSeq and is a predicted model, not a curated record.